ACCUCCGCCUUAGUAGUGCUCGAAUCGGACGACCCAGAUCCCGAAUCCCGCCACGUGUCGAAUCAAAAUAAAAUUUCACAUAAAAUGACCCAAUUGUAUAAACGCAUCCCUUGGUUUUCAUCUUCCGUUACUCGUCCCACCAGUUCUCCCAUACCCUCGACGCUAUUACCCAUUGUUCAUCUUGAAAUCAAACCACUUUUUUUCUAGAGUAAAUCAAAGGUACAACUAUUAAAAUCACAUUUCUAAGAAAUGGACUGAAACGCAGGUGCAGAAAAUAAACCAAUCUCCAUCAAAGCUUGAGAGGACACAUUGGCUUUGGCUUCACAGCAAUAUAUAAAUCUCUGCGUCUCUUUCACGAACAAGAAUUUGGGUGGGUGUGAGUAGUGGGUUGCAGCAAUGGAGCUGUUUUACUUCGUAGUUUUCGGGGCAUUGGGAGCGGUGGUGGCAGCAUUAGAGCUAAGCAAGACCAGCAAGGAUCGAAUCAACACCUCCCCUGCUUUCAAUUCCUUCAAGAACAAUUACCUUGUUGUUUACUCUCUCAUGAUGGCUGGAGACUGGCUGCAGGGUCCAUAUGUUUACUAUCUUUACAGUACAUAUGGCUUUGGAAAAGGGGAGAUUGGACAGCUUUUUAUUGCUGGCUUUGGAUCCUCAAUGUUGUUUGGGACAAUUGUUGGAUCUCUAGCUGACAAACAGGGCCGGAGAAGGGCAUGUGUUACUUACUGCAUAACUUACAUACUUAGCUGCAUCACCAAGCAUUCUCCUGAAUACAAAGUUUUGAUGAUAGGUCGUGUUUUGGGAGGUAUAGCCACCUCUCUUCUCUUUUCAGCAUUUGAGUCAUGGCUUGUUGCUGAACAUAAUAAGAGGGGCUUUGAGCAACAAUGGUUGUCACUGACAUUUUCAAAGGCAAUAUUUCUUGGCAAUGGUCUUGUUGCCAUUUUGUCUGGGUUGUUUGGGAACCUACUGGUUGAUUCGUUUUCUCUUGGACCAGUGGCUCCUUUUGACGCUGCUGCAUGCUUUCUUGCUAUUGGGAUGGCCAUUAUUUUAUCAUCAUGGACUGAAAAUUUUGGAGACCCCUCAGACAAUAAGGAUCUGCUUACCCAGUUCAGGGGUGCUGCUGUAGCCAUAGCUUCUGAUGAAAAAAUUGCUUUGCUGGGUGCCAUCCAGUCUCUGUUUGAAGGUUCAAUGUACACGUUUGUGUUCCUUUGGACUCCUUCUUUGAGCCCCAAUGACGAGGAGAUCCCUCAUGGUUUUAUUUUUGCCACUUUCAUGUUGGCUUCAAUGUUGGGAAGCUCCCUUGCAUCUCGAUUGAUGGCUCGCACAACACUCAGGGUAGAAAGUUACAUGCAGAUUGUUUUUGUGAUUUCCUCUGCCUCUCUCCUGCUUCCCAUUAUAACCAAUUUCUCGGUAGCACCUUCUAAAGUGAAAGGUGGAAGCAUCUCAUUUGCAGGUUGCCUCCAGCUUCUUGGCUUCUGUACUUUUGAGGCUUGUGUAGGGAUAUUCUGGCCGUCCAUUAUGAAAAUGAGAUCCCAAUACAUCCCGGAGGAGGCUAGAAGCACUAUUAUGAAUUUUUUCCGCAUUCCUCUCAAUAUAUUUGUCUGCGUUGUGCUGUACAAUGUUGAUGCAUUUCCCAUCCCUGUUAUGUUUGGUAUGUGCUCAAUUUUCCUCUUCGUGGCAUCUAUCUUGCAAAGACGGCUGAUGGCAAUUUCAGACAAGCCAAAGAUAGAAAAUUGGACAGCAAUGAAGGAAAGGGACACUGAGGCAGAGCCACUAAAUGAUUGAGUGAUGUUAGGCCUAUAGAGACCACAUAGGAUUCUUGGCAGGUUGAAAACAUAAACGUAACUCAUUCCUUAUACUGUUGGCAGCAUUUUGAUUUUAUAGCACAGGUUACUUACAAUGUAUAAGAAAAUAGUGGUGUGCCCAGUAAUUAAAGAAGAUGUGGGCUGUAGAUCAGUGGAGUUUUCAUGAUUGUUUUGGGCUGUCAGUAGAUUAAUCUUUUUCAUCUGUUAAAAGUAGGAAAGCAAAUAUCCAUCUUUUUAAAUUCUGAUAGUAUUAUAUAAUUUGUUUCACAUUUUCCACUUUUAGUGAAAUUGCACCAAUUUUAUGCUGCUCUAUAGGAUCUGUCACCAUAAUAAUGCCUCUGCAAUGAAAGAUUGUGCCCUUUUUAUCUCCUCUGAUACCGAAAUUAUUAGUUCUUUGAGGCAUUAUUGGCGGACGGUUGAUCCGUUUAAUGUGUUAGAUGAUUGGUUGUUGAUCAAAAUGAACAAAUA
Messenger RNA from Durio zibethinus, 2267 nucleotides. RefSeq lists its product as uncharacterized. Gene Ontology annotation, molecular function: molybdate ion transmembrane transporter activity. Gene Ontology annotation, cellular component: membrane. The record is from RefSeq and is a predicted model, not a curated record. Lineage: Eukaryota; Viridiplantae; Streptophyta; Magnoliopsida; Malvales; Malvaceae. Gene Ontology annotation, biological process: molybdate ion transport.